This is a messenger RNA of Musa acuminata subsp. malaccensis (wild Malaysian banana), 782 nucleotides long. Its product is annotated as AUGMIN subunit 2-like. Gene Ontology annotation, biological process: microtubule organizing center organization; spindle assembly; microtubule nucleation. The record is from RefSeq and is a predicted model, not a curated record. Lineage: Eukaryota; Viridiplantae; Streptophyta; Magnoliopsida; Zingiberales; Musaceae. Gene Ontology annotation, cellular component: mitotic spindle microtubule.
AUCUCGUAUUGCUUCACGGCUCCCCUUCCCUUUGAUCUCCGGGGAUCGGAAUCUGGGCCAGGCGGAAAUGUCGGUGUCGAGCGACACGGGAGGCGCGGGGAAGAAGCUCCCCAGGCGGCUCGGCGGCAUGGCCGAAGCCCUCGCCAUCGCCUCCGAUCUUGGCGUCCCUAUCCCUCCCGUCCAGAAACAAUUCUCAGAAUUAUUGUUGAAGGCUGCUAGUGAUUAUGGAGCUCUGACAGCAGCAGUUGCUGAUUUCCAGUGGUGCCAGAAUUUCAAAGAAUCACCUAGAGUUUGGGGGGAAAUGCUGCAUCCUAUUCCUGCUGUCCUAGCAUCAUGUACCCGCUUCUUCGAAGCCAUGUCUGCUAUGAGGGAUUCAUUUGCAACCCUCCAACAGUUUCGUGUCAGUAACUCUUCCUUGCCGACAACACCUAGUGACUCUUCAUGAGGGGAUUCCAGUUAUGUUACGCCUCCCCAUUGGAGGGAAGGCAUGACAAGCUUGGAUGAUUCGAUGGUCGACAGUUGGAGGUAGCAAAAUGCAGAGGGCAUCCAGUGGAGGUGACACAUGAUAUUUUGGUCAAAGGAGGUUGUCUUGGCCAUCCUGAGUCAAGAUGGGUCUGUCAGUUGUGGCUUUACCAUUUUUGUGUUGGACUGAUUGAAGAUUCAAUGAAGAAAAGGUAGAACUUGUAAGAUCAGCAGACAAAUCAAGUAACCGAAGAAGAUGUCAAUUUUACAUGCUACAGAGUUAUUUUAUGGAAUGCAAAUGCUCUUACUUUUUUAUUAUA